AUGUCGACCGGUGCUCGAAUAUGCUUGGUUGGAUCAUUAGUUCUAACAGGAGCAACGGUAUUAACUGUUAAUUAUUAUACUGACAAAGAAAAAAAAAGAAAACGAGCAAAUAUUUUCGCUGACAUAUCUCGUCGAGAUGAACAACAUCGUUUAAAUAUGGAACAAUAUGAAAAACAAUUAAAAAUUCAAGAAAAACUUCUUUUAAGAGACAAAUAA
Molecule: messenger RNA, 216 nt
Organism: Rotaria sordida
Lineage: Eukaryota; Metazoa; Rotifera; Eurotatoria; Philodinida; Philodinidae
Source: the annotation of a GenBank genome assembly